Messenger RNA from Apus apus (common swift), 4805 nucleotides. It is a transcript of the gene SMC5, whose product is annotated as structural maintenance of chromosomes 5. Gene Ontology annotation, cellular component: Smc5-Smc6 complex. The coding region runs from base 16 to 3213 and encodes 1065 amino acids. The record is from RefSeq and is a predicted model, not a curated record. Gene Ontology annotation, molecular function: ATP binding; ATP hydrolysis activity. Gene Ontology annotation, biological process: double-strand break repair via homologous recombination. The transcript is spliced from 24 exons. Lineage: Eukaryota; Metazoa; Chordata; Aves; Apodiformes; Apodidae.
CCUGCGGGAGGGAAGAUGGCGGUGGCGGCGGCUCGGAAGUCGGGCCAGGGCGCCAGCCAGCGGGCAGGGAGGAGCUCUGAGGCGAGGUCCAGCUUCGUCCAGGGCUCCAUCGUCAGGAUCUUUGUGGAGAACUUCCUAACAUACGAUAUUUGUGAAGUACGUCCAGGACCCAAUCUGAACAUGAUUGUAGGUGCUAAUGGAACAGGAAAGUCAAGCAUUGUUUGUGCUAUCUGCCUGGGAUUAGCUGGAAAACCUUCUUUCAUAGGGCGGGCUGACAAGGUUGGUCUCUUUGUAAAGCAGGGGUGCUUGAAAGGUGUAGUAGAAAUUGAACUGUUCAAGAAUCCUGACAACGUCAUUAUCACACGUGAGAUUCAAGUGGUGAACAACACAUCAGCAUGGUUUAUCAACAGAAAACCAACAACCCUGAAAACAGUAGAGGAGCAGGUUGCAGCCUUAAACAUCCAAGUGGACAAUUUAUGCCAGUUUCUUCCACAAGAUAAAGUUGGAGAAUUUGCAAAACUGAGUAAGAUUGAGUUGCUUGAAGCCACUGAAAAAUCCAUUGGUCCUCCAGAAAUGUACCGGUUUCACUGUGAACUGAAAAACUUCAGAGACAAGGAAAGAGAACUGGAGAACUUGUGCAGAGACAAAACUAACUCUUUGGAGAAAAUGAAACAGAGGGUUGAACGAUACAAACAAGAUGUUGAGAGAUACCAUGAGCGCAAGCGCCAUAUGGACCUAAUUGAGAUGCUUGAGAGAAAAAGGCCUUGGGUGGAAUAUGAAAAUGUUCGUCAGCAGCAUGAGGAAGUAAAACAAAGCCGAGACCAAGCCAAGGAAGAACUGAAGAAUCUGAAAGAAAUGCAGGCCCCAGUGACGAAAAAAAUCCAAGAAACUGAAGAAUGUUUUAAGAGUCUGGAUAUGAAACUCAGGGAUAAGACUGCCGAAAUAAAAGAAAUUUCUCAAAAAUGUAAGCAGAAGCAAGAUGCUUUGGAACUGAAAGAAAAAGAAAUUGAAGAAAUUCUACAAGCUUUGAGAAUGAAAAAAGAUGAAGAAAUGGACAGACAGAGAAAAAUACACAAUACUCACAAGAUAAUAGAAGACUGGAAGCAUGAGCUCAGUACAAUGGUAGUCUGUGAGAAUCUUCAGCCACAAAUCGAUGCUGUUAAUAAUGAGCUGAAAAAAUUACAAGAAGAAAGGGCAAAUACUGAUAGUGACCUAAGUGAUCUAACAGCAGAAAAAAUGAACCAAGAGAGGGAAAAGAAAAGAAUAAUUGAUCGCCUUGGACAACUUAGUAAUAUAAUGAGUAUGAAGGAAGAGAUACUUAAAGGGAGAUUCCGAGACACACACACUGCUCUUAUGUGGCUAAGAAAAAAUAGAGACAAGUUUAAAAAAAAUGUUUGCGAACCCAUGAUGCUUGAAAUCAAUGUGAAAGAUAAUAGACACGCUAAAUAUGUUGAAAAUCACAUUCCAGGCAAUGAUAUGAGGGCUUUCGUUUUUGAGAGUCAAGAAGAUAUGGAAAUGUUUCUUGUGGAGAUGCGCGAUCAUCAGAAACUAAGAGUGAAUGCUGUAUGUGCACCUGCUGAAUCAUGGGCUGAAAAGUUGCCUUCAAGACCUAUUGAAGAGUUACGCCGAUAUGGAUUUUUCUCAUAUUUACGAGAGUUAUUUGAUGCUCCUUAUCCCGUGAUGAGUUAUCUUUGCUUCCAGUACCAUGUUCAUGAUGUCCCUGUGGGAACAGAGAAGACAAGAAACAUGAUUGAAAGGGUAAUACAAGAAGCCAAACUUAAGCAAAUAUACACAGCAGAAGAAAAAUACAUUGUUAAGGUAUCUGCUUAUACAAACCUAACAGUCUCUACUAACUCAUGCCUGAGGCCAGCACAGUUUCUCAAUAGUUCAGUGGAUACAGAGGAAAGAAGACAGCUGGAACACCUGCAACAGGACCUCAAUGCCACACUGAAGUCUUUUGAUGUGCGUUUGACUGCAUUGCUUGAGAGACAGAAACAACUGGAACGCAGAGACAAUGAGCUCAGGCAAAAGAAGAAGGAGCUUUUAGAGAUAGGAAACAGGAGGAGACAGCUGGAAUCCAAAAUUCGUGUGAAGUAUGAUAGUUUAAGACAGCUGGAACAAGAUGCUAUCAACCUAGAGGAGGAAUCUCAAAAGGCAGAUGUAAAGAUCAGAGAAAUAAAUAUCCGAAAAGCAAGACUUGCUACUGAAUUAAUGCAUCUCAUAAAGAGCUGCGUUUCACUGAACAUCGUCAAAGCAGAUUUGGCUCUUCAGUGCACUGUGGUGGCUGCUGAGAAGAACAAACUAGAGUCAGAGUAUAAUGAAGCAAGUGUACGGCUAAGAGCUGCAGAGCAACAGUUUCGUGAGCUGGAUGAUAGGAAGCGAGUUCUUACGGAGAACUGCAAGGAGCUGCUGAAAAAAGCUCGACAGGUCUGCAAACUGGGUCCAGAUGAACAUCUUCCAAAAGAAUUUCAAACUGCUUUUCAGGCUCUUCCAAACACACUGGAGGAAAUUGAUGCUUUUCUGAAUGAAGAGAAGACCAGGGCCUCCUGUUUCACAGGCCUGAAUGCUUCAGUUGUUGAAGAAUACAAUAAGCAGACACAAGAAAUAGAGGCGCUGACAGAAUAUCUAGCGGAAAAGAAAAACGAAUUGGAUAAAUAUAAACAAAACAUUGCACAGGUCAAAGAAAAGUGGUUAAACCCCUUGAAAAAGCUGAUUGAACAAAUUAAUGAGAAGUUCAGUAACUUCUUUAGUUCUAUGCAGUGUGUUGGUGAAGUUGAUCUUCAUGUGGAAAAUGAGGAGGAGUACGACAAGUACGGGAUUCGCAUUAGAGUAAAAUUCCACAGUAGCACUGAACUUCAUGAAUUGACUCCAUAUCAUCAGAGUGGAGGUGAGAAAAGUGUUUCCACUAUGUUGUACCUGAUGGCUCUACAGGAACUCAACAGAUGUCCUUUCAGGGUUGUAGAUGAAAUAAAUCAGGGAAUGGAUCCAGUGAAUGAGAGAAGAGUUUUUGAAAUGGUUGUGGAAACUGCUUGUAAAGAAAACACGUCUCAGUACUUCUUUGUUACACCAAAGCUCCUGCAGAAUCUCACUUACAAUGACAAGAUGACGGUGUUGUUUGUCUACAAUGGACCUUUUAUGUUGGAAGCAAACAAAUGGGACUUGAAGGCUUUCUGCAGGCGGCGGCGGCGACUCGGAAGAAUGGAUGAACAGUGAUACAGAUACAUAUAUCUAUACAUAUUAGAUAUAUAAAAUGCAAAGAAUGUAUUAUUAAGAACUUUGAUUCUUAAAACUUAUGGAAACGUGUAAGAUUGCAUGUGUUUUUUUCAAAUCUUUUGUAAUGCCCUCUUUCUUAAAAGAACUUACUUUUUCUCAGUAGUUUUGAAUAAAAAAGACAUUUCUGGUAUUGCUAUUUUAUCAGCAAUGUAACACCAGAAGUACAUUAAUUUUUCUAGAUUAUAUUAGAAUAAUUCUAUGUCUGGUCAUUUUGGUUUUUCCUCCAAAGACUGGAAUUUGCUUUUGGUUAAUAGUGUUUCUCUAACACAGUUAAGGAUGUUCUUUAAACUUUUCCUGGUAAAAUGGAAAGUUUUGAAGGAAUGAAGAUGGUGGUGUAUGUAGGAAGAGAAUGGUUUGUAGGUAACUGUGCAUUGGUUUUUGUUUUGUGAAAAUAUACCUGAAGUUAAUCUAAAGAAUAUAGUGCUCUUAGGAUAAUAUACUUUAUUAUUGUUAUUUAUUAUUUGUGAGCUACUGUUGCAUUUUGUAUUCCUGGAAGGAUAAGGUCAUUAUUUUUCUAGCAAGUCUCUCUCAGCAAUGAGACGGACAAAGAGCUGGGUGUUUUUGAAACGAGAUAGUUAGCUUGCAGAAGUUAAACUAAGCAAUAUGUAACUUUUCAUUGUCUUUUUUUUUUUUUUAAGUAAAACUUGGUAUGAUUUUGGUGAUGGAUGAAGAAAACAGACUGAUUGAUUUCACAUGGGGGUUAAACCAGGAGGCUUUUUACAAGACUUCAGGUUCAAUGGAGUCAUUGUAUACACAAUGGCUUUUCAACAGAUAGCCAUAAAAUCCAUUAGAGGGGUUUUGGUCAUAGCUGUUAAGCCUUUGAAGGUAGGUGUUAUAAACAGAAUGCUGAAUUCCUAAAAUAAAGUUCCAGUUGUUACUUCAUGUGGGAAGUAACCUUCAAUAGAACUUUAUUGGUGUUCACUUGAUUUUGAGUGGGAGUUUUUCUUAACAGCAUCCUGUCAGUGAACUCUUGCCAAUGGAACUGAUGUCAGGUGCUUUACAUUAGAAUGUUAGAAAUAAAGUAACCCACUGCAAAAAUACAAGCUAGGAUCUGAAAAGUUCCAGGUAUUAGAAGUUAAGUACUGUAAUUCUUGUUUUCAAUAGGCAAGCCUUUGAGGGAACAAAGAACUUCACAUUCUUGUACCAUAUGCCACUACUGAUCAAUGGAGCUCUCUAUGCCUGUGAAAUGAGUUCCUGGAAUAAGUUCCAUGAGGAUUAGUGUCCGUACACAAAUACUUAACAGAAGAACUAGAAGAGUGUGGAAACUCAGGCUGUAGUCCAAGGGGCUGAGCAGACCAAAAGAGUAUCCUUGACUUAAUUGAGGCUAUAGGGCCAGUCUGUCCACUGUAUUUUGAGAUCUGGGUUUUAAGUGUGUUUGUUGAUCUUCAAAAUACUUGGCUUCCUGUAACCCUAAACUUUUAAGGCUAUUUUUUUUUUUAAUGGAAAAACAUUCAUUCUGUUUAGUCUCUGAGGAUCACUAUAUGAAAAGUGUUUGUUUUCAGUGUCUAAAUAAAUUAAACUACUUGCAUGAA